Molecule: messenger RNA, 1732 nt
Organism: Setaria italica (foxtail millet)
Lineage: Eukaryota; Viridiplantae; Streptophyta; Magnoliopsida; Poales; Poaceae
Exons: 2
Coding region: 303-959 (218 amino acids)
Source: RefSeq, a predicted model, not a curated record
CCCGUGCUGUGACUGUGAGUGAAUCGCACGAGCCGGCGGGACAGAGAGCAGGACAACGGAUCCUCGCCGCCGACGCCGACGCCGACGCCGCCACUCGCCACUCGCCACCUGCCCACCUCCGUGGCUCCUUGCCCCGGCCCCCCGCUGCAAGCCUGCAACGCAUCCUCCUCGCGCCGCACAUUGCCCGGCGGACCGGCCGGUCCGCCCUACCUCCGUCCCGUAGGCGCCCCUGCCCCUGCCCCAUCCCACCAAACCAAACCCUAGCCGCCGCCACCGCCAAAGCCGGUAGGGAUGGCGAAUUCAUGGAUGGCAUGAGGGCGGCUCCCUCUGGUUCCAAUCUCCCAACUUUCUUCCGCUGGUGCCUUGGCGGCAUGGCCGCCUUUGCCUCCGGCCCUGGUUCUGGCGCCGCCUCUGCUCCGGAUGCGGCUGCGGCUGAGAGGGUAUUACGACUGGGGAAGGAGGUGGAGGUGGAGUGCGGCGACAUCUCCGCCUCGCAGGAGGACCUCCUCGCCCGCGCCCCCUUCCUCGGCGGCGGCGGCGGCGGGGAGGAAGAGGCCGAGGUGUUCAGUACCCCUCCUCUUACUCAGGGCCAGCAGAGUCAACAGAGCCAGCAGGGCCAAGGGGUACAAGAGGAGGAGGAAGAUGCCAUCACCAUGUGCUCCCUCCCGUUCACCCAGCCUUCCCCUUCCGUUCCCUCUUCGGAGGACAAGGAGGAUCAGGCGCUGACGGUCUCCAAGCCGCGGAAGCCUCGGGUUUGCACCAGGAAGGUGAGAGGCGCCAGGAUCAGGACUCCAACACCGAGCCCGAACCAGAGCCCUGACAAUCGUAGCACCAGCACCAACACCAGCAGCAUUGUCGACCCUCUCUAUAGGGCUGUGCUCAUGAUCCCCACAAAUCCUGCUCCACCCACCGCUGCUGAGGACCUCCUCGCGCUUGCUCGCAACCGCGGCAUCUUCUAACCUCCCUAGUUCGCGAUGAUGGAAGCUAAAAAUAACAUCGAUAAGGAGGGCCAUAGAGACCUGAGAACACCAACAAUGUCAGAUAUUGCUUAUCCGAGAAGCUGAUUUGGGAAAUCCUGGGGAUUUGGAGAUCUCCAGGGUUCUUCAGUUGGUCAGACAUCUCCCAGGCAGUUUACCUAGCAGCUAAUCAUUGGAGAAGGCUUAAGAGUAGAGACAAAUUGGCAGAGCAUCGUGCAAUGCAGGGAAGCACUUCUGCACUUGGGCUGAUGGAGAGCCAGGCCACUGCGCUUUGCUCGCAAUCUCGUGCCUAUAGUGAUGAACUUGUUUGAGGUUAUGUUUCCCAUUGCCAUUGGGACUUCUUGUACAAGGCUUGCUACGUUCUGCUCCAGUCCAGUAAGAUGGUUCUGACUACCUGCUGGAAUAUAGGUAGUUAUAUCGCUUAAAGAAUCGGGGACCAUCCGGCGUUCGGCGCGUCCUUGCUCGCCGCGUGGCUUCAGCAUUGCGCUGGUUGCCAAUCGCGCCGUCGAGCGCUGGCCGGCAGGCGUCGAUUGCCGCGUGUCCGCAAGUUCGCGUGCCGCCUACGUGGGGCGUCAUUCUUGCGUCGCGAAGAAAUCGAAGCCUCGGCACGCUGCUGACUCCAAAGGUCCGUAGCAUUGUGUUGUUGUGCUAGGUGUUUCAGACCAUCAUGAUUGUUGUUGGUGACCUCUAUUUUUCCCUCUUUCUAUUUCUCAAAAAGGAAAAAAAAAAGAGAGAUGCCAAGCGAAUGACCUUUA